Laccaria bicolor S238N-H82 is the source of this 651-nucleotide messenger RNA. RefSeq lists its product as uncharacterized. The transcript has 2 exons. Lineage: Eukaryota; Fungi; Basidiomycota; Agaricomycetes; Agaricales; Hydnangiaceae. The record is from RefSeq and is a predicted model, not a curated record. The coding region runs from base 1 to 651 and encodes 216 amino acids.
AUGUCAGCCACCACUGCCUACACACCCUUUGAGCCAAUUGAGCCAACUCGCCCAGCUUACCGGCGAACACGCGCAUCGUCUCUACUAUCUACGACCUCGGGUAUAUCCAUUCGGACUGCCCACGAGCUAGUCAAAUCACGACCAACCGCAAUCGUCGUCGAACCUUCAGAAAAACAUGAUGUUUGGGGCUCAUUCGUACCCAUGAAUUCGGCCGCCGUCUCAUUGCGGAAGAUAGUUUCAAAACCACAUCCUAAACGCCUCAAAGUAACACUGUUUGAGAAACGCCUAACCAUGCCAAUUUAUGACCCAGACUCGGAGGAUACCCCACCCACGUCGCCGAUACCUCACAUUACCCGCACUUUGACCUACCAUUCCGUCCAACGUUCACCACACCCUACUUCCUCAGCCAUCUUUACCGUUCAGGAAAUUCCCGAGCCACACAUAGCCAAAACAACUUUACACCCGGUCCUGGCAAAUUUAGAGAGAAAGUCGAAGCUCAUCUCACCAAAAGCAGACUACUGCUCGACGUGUAAAAAGCCAGGUCAAGAUUUCCCCCGUUGUGGUAAAUGUCAGAAUAUGUGGUGCUCUAGGGAAUGUCGGUUGAUGGGGGGUAGACGGCAUUUUUGUGGUUCGAACAACAACGCGCCGUAG